GCAUCCCACUCGUCGACUACCACGCUCUCCUCGAUCCUCAUGGCUGCUAACAAGCGACGCAGCGUAGUGCUACACUUCGAUCUGAACCGUACGGUCCUCAUGUCGGACGCUGCGGGUGGUCGCACCAUGGAGAACACGGUGGAUUAUCUCUUGUCCGAGUGCACGUGGGGGUAUGUGAACCCCAGCAGUCCAUCCGAGUGGAUCUGUGUCUCGGACGCGUCGUCUAUUGAGCCCCCAGCGGCUGAAUCUAGUGGGCACAAACUCAUAACGUACAAGAAGUUUGUGGACGAUUCUCACCCUUAUCAGAGCUUGGCAACUGCUCAGGGCAGUGACAUCGACCAGAUUAAGGCAGUGAACAAAGCUGCGAAGAAGAAGCGUACGGCGUUACAAUCAGCCUUUACAGGUGGAGACAGCGCCCCCGGUGAGCGUGUUCGCGAUUCCUUUAAAGAGGUAAUGGAGAAAUUGCAUUUCCCUAUGGGAGAGCAGCGUGAAGCAGUUAAGCAAUUGGCUAUGACGAUGCCCAAGUCUCGACUCCAAGAGGCUUGGAGUGAAGGACGCUACUACUUGUUGCCGUCCUUCCUACAGUUCUUGUCAUAUUUAGCGUCUCCUAAAGUGACGGACAAGGAGAUGGAUGUGAAGCUCGUUUUCCGCACCUUUGGCGAUGACAUCGUGGAGGUCGCGAAGGAGCUGGAUCUCCUGGUGGACGGACAACAUCCCGUCGGUCUACCCGCGUUGCCAGAGCGUUUCCGACUUAAGCUGGAGCCCAGUGCACGUCGUAUCGGCACUUUCUAUCGCGAUGGCUUUGAGGCUGACGGCACGGCGUUGGCUGUGGGAACGCUCACCAAGGUUCCGUUUUCGUCCAAGCUCGUGGAGGAAGGGGCCAGUGCUCCCAACAGCUUUUACGCUACGUCAGAUGCAGAAGUGAAGGUGAUUCGAGGCUUCCAGUCGAUUCAGGAGACUCUGGAUGGCAUGCUGCAGGGUGCUAGUACGCUUGCACUUCGUGACUACUGGGAGUGGUGGAGCGCUCAUGCCGAGGACGGUCAAUACGGGAAGUUGCUGUUGAUCGACGAAGAGAAAUUGCAGAAGGAUGACGACGUUACUGUGUUUUUCGAUGACCACAUUGAGGCGCAUCACUCUCACAUUGUGGAUGUUCGCGACGUUCGUUCGGGUGCUCCGGUGGACUUCGAAAAGAGCCGUGGCAAGUACCUUCAGCGAGUGGAGCCCUUCGCAGCCAUCACGGACCCGAACUACUUCACGUCGCUGUUUGAAAAGUACGUGACCAAGUAGAGUAACUACAUGUAGCUGGUUUGACUGCGUCACAGCUGAGUUCCGCCUUAGCGAACUGCCAUUCAAACAUUUGUUUUUUUGAUA
This is a messenger RNA of Phytophthora infestans T30-4, 1371 nucleotides long. RefSeq lists its product as uncharacterized. The transcript has a single exon. The coding region runs from base 40 to 1287 and encodes 415 amino acids. NCBI's taxonomy places the organism in Eukaryota, Oomycota, Peronosporomycetes, Peronosporales, Peronosporaceae. The record is from RefSeq and is a predicted model, not a curated record.